Messenger RNA from Dothidotthia symphoricarpi CBS 119687, 858 nucleotides. RefSeq names its product monothiol glutaredoxin-4. The transcript is spliced from 2 exons. The coding region runs from base 1 to 858 and encodes 285 amino acids. The record is from RefSeq and is a predicted model, not a curated record. Lineage: Eukaryota; Fungi; Ascomycota; Dothideomycetes; Pleosporales; Dothidotthiaceae. Gene Ontology annotation, molecular function: 2 iron, 2 sulfur cluster binding.
AUGGCGACCGUCAGAGAAGUCACCGAAGAGUCCGCGUUCAACUCGACCAUCGCCGCCCUCCCGUCGUCCACACUCGCUGUCAUCAACUUCUACGCGCCAUGGGCCAAGCCAUGCGAGCAAAUGAACCAGUUCCUCUCGACGCUCGCCGGCACAUACUCCGAUAACGCGCCCAUCGUCUUCCUCUCUCUCAACGCCGAAGAACUGCCCGAAAUCUCUGAGCAGUACGAUGUCACAGCAGUCCCCUACGUCGUCAUCCAGAAAGCCGGCAACACAUUAGAGACCAUCUCUGGCUCAGCCACCGCAAAGGUCAGGGCUGCCGUAGAAAAGCACGCUGGCUCGCCAAACGGCAAUGCGCAAUCGAGUCUACCUCCAGCACAAUCAGUCACGCGGCCUCCAGUAGAGAACGGCACAAACGGUGCAGGCGCGAAGGACCUGGCCAGCUACGCGCCGAGUGCGCAAGACCAGAAGACAGCACCGCAGUACAGCUCAGGCGAACUACGAGACGGGGAGCAGCAGACAAAUACGGACGAGCUGUUCAAGAGGCUUGGAGAGCUGGUCAAGGCCGCACCGGUCAUGCUGUUCAUGAAGGGCACACCGAGCGCACCGCAGUGCGGGUUCAGUCGGCAGACAGUAGCCGUAUUGCGCGAAAAUGGCAUAAGAUAUGGUUUCUUUAACAUCCUAGCAGACGACGAGGUCAGACAGGGACUCAAGGAGUUCGCCGAAUGGCCAACGUUCCCGCAGGUGUGGGUUGAUGGGGAGCUAGUUGGUGGGCUUGACAUCGUUAAAGAAGAGUUUGAAAACGACCCCGAGUUUCUGGCACAGUACUCUGUCAACGCACAAAAGACGGCGGCGGCUUAG